This is a messenger RNA of Priceomyces carsonii, 5628 nucleotides long. It is a transcript of the gene SEC7, whose product is annotated as Arf family guanine nucleotide exchange factor. The coding region runs from base 1 to 5628 and encodes 1875 amino acids. Gene Ontology annotation, biological process: regulation of ARF protein signal transduction. The record is from RefSeq and is a predicted model, not a curated record. The transcript has a single exon. Gene Ontology annotation, molecular function: guanyl-nucleotide exchange factor activity. Lineage: Eukaryota; Fungi; Ascomycota; Pichiomycetes; Serinales; Debaryomycetaceae.
AUGUCUCAGGACAAUUUGAAUGACGAUGGUACCACAGCGAAGAAUACUACGCAGCCUGAUAUUAUAGUGGAAAGAAAUGGCAUAGAGAAGACUAAUAAAAGUGAAAGUGACGACACUAAUGUCUUGACAACAGAAAACAAAAAGAACGAUCAUGGUGAAAAGGAUGAAGCUCUUCACAAAGACUAUAAAGAAUCCAAUGAAGAACUGAAUAAAAAAGACACCCUAGACUCCUCAGAUGGGCCUGAUGUUGAUAUCCCAGAGGCGGAGUCCACUACCGUCACCGUUGGCGAGGGAACUUUAAAUGGACAGCUUGAUAACAGGAAUCUGAAAGAUAGCAAUCCUGAUAACAAUUUUGCUGAUACACAUGUAAAACCGAAUACCACAAACGGUAGUGAAACUUCAAAUCAAGUUGAGAAUAGUAAUCUCACGUCUACGCCUUCUCUUCAAGUUGAAGUGAACCUGAGAAUGCCUUCGAUCUCAUCGAGCCGAAAUGAUAGCCAAACUGGGCAGCAGUCUACUACGUCGAUCACUACAUUUAGUGCAACUGUGGACAAUAUGGGGAUCUUUAAAAACACGUUUGAACUGAUUCUUAAUAGCAAAGAAUCGAAGAAGAAUGAACAAUUGAAAUCGUCUGUUCAAAAGGCUCUUGAUUCCUUAAAUGCUCUGAAUACGGCGGAACCUCGCCUAUUACUUGAAGCAUUGAAAAUAACAUGUGAAAGUUCUAAUAAUGACUUGAAAUCAAAAGCUGUCGAUACUUUUGCGAAGCUAUUUGACUUUGUUUUAUUUAAUGACGAAGAAGAAAAAGUUAAAUUAACUGAUCAAGCAGUGGAUAUAAUAUCGGCUUGUUUUGAUGGUGAGGGUACAGAUCCAGAAGUCGAACUACAGGUAGUACGUGCACUUAUGCAUAGUAUUUUACUUAUGCCGUGUCAUGGUGCUUCCUUAUUAAAGGCAGUAAGACAAAUUUACAACAUCUUUAUUUUUUCGCUAUCUGCUAGAAAUCAAUCAGUUGCGCAAGGGAUUUUGACCCAAGUAAUAGGUGCGAUUUUCAGAAGAAUCGAUGUUGUAGCCCUUGGAAAGGGAAAGGGUAGCAAAACUGGGAGCAAUACAAAUUUCAAGACUUCUAGAACUGUUAGCCGUGAGCAGUUGGAUCUGCCGAUCGAUGAAAAUAAGGAUGAUGAAGUAGAACAAGCGUUAACUUUGCGAAAUCUUGAAAAUAUCAACGACUCAAGGAAUGACAAUGAUCGUGUGAACGAGGCAAAUCAAGCGUCAGAAAAGGACGAAGACUUAGCAGUCAAGGAUGCAUUUUUGAUAUUUAGAGCUAUGUGUAAACUUUCUGUGAAGCCUUUGGAAUCCGAUACUUUAGAUAUGAGAUCUCAUUCUGUCAGAUCUAAAUUGCUCUCCUUGCAUAUUAUUCACACCAUACUAAGAGAACACAUAGAAAUUUUCUUAAGUCCAGAUGUUGUGAUUCUUUCGUCUAGUUCGUUGGAAAGAACGAGACUUAUUAAUACGGUGAGACAAUAUAUUUGUCUAUCUUUAUCACGCAAUGCUGCUUCUUCCUUGGCCCCCGUUUUUGAACUUUCAUUGGAAAUAUUUUGGAUCAUUAUAUCCAAUUUAAGAUCUGAAUUUAAGAGAGAAAUACCUGUGUUUUUGGAUGAAAUAUAUUUUCCGGUGGCAGAAAUGAAGACAUCAACUCCACAUCAAAAGAGAUAUUUAUUGUCAAUUAUUGAACGAUUAUGUAAUGACUCAAGAUGUAUUAUCGAAUUUUACUUGAAUUACGAUUGUGAUAGUAGGAUGCCCAAUAUUUAUGAAAAAAUCGUGGACUAUUUAACCAGGUUAUCUUUAAUCCGGGUAGAGGUCACUUCACAACAAAAAUUGGCUUUCCGAGAGAACAAGCGAAGAGGAAUUUCAGUUUAUGAUAUAAGUAAAAUUGCUAAUCUUACAAGUAGCACGAUGUCCUCAAAACCUCCUGAGCCAGAUGUUUACAAUUUAUUUCCAUUAGAGUAUGCUCUUAAAAUGACCUCGAUCGGGUGUAUUGUCGCAUCUUUAAGGUCUUUAUACUCAUGGGCACAUAAGGGUAUAAAUUCGAGCCAUAGGUUAAAUAUGCCAUCACUCAAGCAUGAUUCGGGUGCUUCACUUGAUAGAAUUCGCACAGAGACUCUAGAAUCCAGUAAUUCAAAUGGAAGUGAUAAGGUCAAUUCCAGUACUAUCACAGAUUCUGUAAACGAAUCGGAUGAUCCUGAACAAUUCGAGAACUUAAAGCAACGCAAGAAAGCCUUUUUAGAGGGUAUAAGACAGUUCAAUCAGAAAGGAAAAAAAGGAAUUAAAUAUCUCUUGAAGGAAGGUUUCAUUACAUCUGACGACCCCAAAGAUAUAGCUAGCUUUCUAUUAGAAACAGAUGGGAUUGAUAAAGCAUCUUUAGGUGAAUUCCUUGGUGAAGGAGAGGAACAAAGUAUUGCCAUCAUGCACGCAUUUGUCGAGCAGAUGGAUUUUACAAAUUCAAAUUUUGUGGAUUCUAUGAGAAGAUUCUUACAAGCAUUUAGGUUACCUGGUGAGGGUCAAAAAAUUGACCGUUUCAUGUUGAAAUUUGCCGAGAGGUACGUUUCUGGUAAUCCUACGAUUUUUGCUAAUGCUGAUACUGCUUAUAUUCUUGCUUAUUCUAUUAUCAUGUUAAAUACUGAUUUGCAUUCUCGACAAGUGAAAAAUAGGAUGACUUAUGAAAACUUUGUGGCUAACAAUUCUGGAAUAGAUGACGGUAAUGACUUGCCUCGUGAGUUCUUACAGAAUAUUUACGAUGAAAUUUUGAAUAAUGAAAUCAAACUACAAUCAGAGCAACAUGCUGCACUACUUUCUGGUGAUAUUCCAUUGCCAUCAAGUACUUCUAUAGGAUUUUUUGGAGGGCGUGAUAUAAACAGGGAAGCUUAUAUUCACGCAUCCAAAGAAAUGUCUACUAAGACUGAGAAGCUAAUGAGAAACCUUGGUAAAAAAUCAAAGCCUGAUGAUUCUUCUAGCGGCAUAUUUUAUGCUGCAUCUCAUAUUCAUCAUGUUAAGUCUAUUUUCAACACCAUGUGGAUGUCGGUCUUAGCAGGCUUAACACUGCCAUUUAAGGAGUACGACGAGGAAGAUGUGACCAAAGUUUGUCUUGAAGGAAUAAAAAUCUCGAUUUAUAUCUCAUGCAUGUUUGAUUUAAGUUAUGCAAGAACUUCAUUUGUCGGAGCAUUGGUUCAAUUUGAAAAUUUAAAUAAUUUUGAAGAAAUGAAACCUAAAAAUGUUGAUGCAAUUCAGAUUAUGCUAGAGGUUGCCGUUACACCUGAUAUAUCUUUGAAAACUUCUUGGAUUCAAAUUCUCACUGCAAUAUCACAAUUAGAAAGACUCCAGCUUAUCGCUCAAGGUGUAGACCAAGACUCAAUCCCCGACGUAUCUGUCGCGAGAUUGGUGAACAGAGGUUCAAUUGAUAGCAGCAGUACAGUUUCAACAAGUUUCUUCAGCCUGCUUACUGGCCAGCCGACUGCCUUGCAAGCUGCCUCUAAUAAAUUUCACAAUCAGCAUUUGAACCAACAAGUAGCCCAAUUAUUGACUAAAACUGAAUUAGAGGUGUCAAUCGAUAAAGUGUUCACAAAUAGUGCUUCUUUAUCCGGAGAAAGUAUUGUUGACUUUGUUAAAGCACUAUCUGAGGUCUCUUCAGAGGAGAUAGAGUCAUCAGGUGCUAGCUCAAAUCCUCGUAUGUUCUCGUUGCAAAAAGUCGUGGACAUCUGUUAUUACAAUAUGAGCAGAAUUCGUUUGGAAUGGUCGAAAUUAUGGUCUAUUAUGGAGGAAACAUUCAAUCAGGCGGGUUGCAAUCCAAACCUGGCUAUUGCGUUUUUCGCUUUGGACUCGUUAAGGCAGCUCUCAAUGAGGUUUUUGGAAAUUGAUGAAUUAUCUCACUUCAAGUUCCAGAAAGAAUUUUUAAAACCUUUUGAGCACGUGAUGAUCUACAGUGGCUCAUUGGAAGUAAAAGACAUGGUUUUAGAGUGUAUCAAUAACAUGAUACUCGCAAGAGCAAAUAAAAUCAAGUCGGGAUGGAAGACCAUUUUUGGAGUCCUUGCAGCUUCCGCAAGAGAAAACAAAGAAUCUCUAGUUAUGAAAACAUUUAAAAUGGCGAACUGGAUUAAUAAGGAAUACAUUGAUGUAAUCCAUUCCCAAGAGUGUUUUGCAGAUUUAGUUGUUUGCUUCACAGAAUUAGCUAAGAAUGAAAAAUUUCAAAAAGUCAGUCUCCUUUCUCUUGAUGUUUUACUGAAAUUAAUUAAUCAAGUGGCUAAAUUCAGUUUUGGCGGCUCAAAGGGUCAAAGCUUGUCUGUCAAUGGUUCCGAUGAGAAGCAUAAAGCUUUAAACGAUAAAUUAGUCAAAUUAUGGUUUCCAAUUUUGUUUGGUUUUCAUGACAUUAUUAUGUCAGGUAAAGAACUUGAAGUGAGAUCAAGAGCACUGUCAUAUUUGUUUGAGCUUUUACUACAGUAUGGACAGUAUUUUGAAUAUGACUUCUGGGUUUUGAUUUGUCACCAGUUACUAUUCCCUAUUUUUGGCAUUUUAAAUACGCACUGGAGCUUAAAUGCUGAAGACACAAGUGACACGCUCUCUGUAUGGCUUUCAACUACAUUAAUCCAAGCUUUAAAGAGUAUGAUUACACUCUUUACUCAUUAUUUCGAAUCAUUAAGCAAAAUGCUCACAGAAUAUUUUAAUUUGAUCAUAUCAUGCAUUUGUCAAGAGAAUGACACUAUAGCAAGAAUAGGUCGAGAAUGCUUGUUUGUUUUGUUAAUCGAUAAUGCUACCAAGUUUAAUACUGAACAGUGGUCAGAAGCUACAAAAGCGUUUUCGACCUUAUUUGACUUAACCACAGCAAAGGAGUUAUUCACAUCUGACCCUCUUCGUAAUCAAAAAUCCGAAGAAGAUGAAGAGCUGGUUGAUUUUGGUUCUAAGUUGGAGCUUAAUCGUGCAAAUGGAGAAAAAUCAAACGACAGCUUAGACCGAAAAAACAAAGAAAAGUCUUCAAUCGUUGUUAAAAGUGUGUUACAGCUUUUGCUUAUCCAAACUUUAUCUGAGCUUUUUGAAAAUGACGCUUUUUACGAGGCUGUUCCAUUUGAUUCCUUAGUAGAUAUGGGCUCUUUGUUGAAACAAAGUUAUAAUUUUGCGAAACGCUUUAAUGAUGACUACGACUUGAGAGUUAGGUUAUGGAAUGCAGGGAUAAUAGAAAGAUUACCAAAUUUAUUGAAACAAGAAUCAUCCUCAUCAGCAGUUUAUAUAAAUAUCAUGUUCCGAAUGUACUGCGAUGACGAUAAAACUAAUUCCGAGUCGAAGAAAACCAUCAUGUCAUCAAUAAUUCCUCUUUGCAACACUGUGACAGAAAGAUAUUCUGAGUUCGACGAAUCUAAUCAACAAAGAAAUAUCUCGACAUGGAGGCCGGUCAUUGUGGAAAUUUUUCAGGGGUACGUGGAAUUGGACGAUGAAGAUUUUAUACUUUAUGCCCCAGUUAUGUACACAUUGACUUUGAGACUCCUUUCGAGAAAUAUGACAUCCGAUUUGAGGUCUGCCAUUAGAAAUUUUUUGAGCAGAGUUGGAGAAGAUUUUAUUAAAGCUAACUUAAAUUCUCAAGGAUAA